AUGGAUCCCGGCAAAAAGUAUGCUCCAUACAAGCCAUUGGAUAUGCCAAACAGACAAUGGCCAACAAAGGUACAAAAGACUGCUCCAAUUUGGACUUCAGUCGAUCUACGAGAUGGAAAUCAAGCUUUGGUAAAUCCAAUGUCACAGCAACAAAAGUUAAGAUUUUUCUCAAAGCUAGUCGAAAUCGGUUUCAAGGAAAUCGAAGUCGCUUUCCCAAGUGCUUCUGAUACGGAUUUCAACUUUGUACGAACGAUCAUCGAACAAAAAAUGAUUCCAGAUGAUGUUUACAUUCAAGUUCUCACACCAGCACGCGAGGAAUUGAUUCGAAGAACAUUCGAAUCCAUCAAAGGUGCCAAGAAUGUUAUCAUGCAUAUGUACAAUGCUUCAUCUCCCCUUUUCAGAAAUGUUGUCUUUGGAAAUUCACAAGACAAAACAAUUGAAUUGGCCGUUACACAUACAAAUCUAGUCAGAGAGCUUAUCGAUCACUACAGCAAGCCUGAAAACGGAGGAACAAAUUUCAAGUACGAAUACAGUCCCGAAACAUUCACUCAAACCGAAAUGGACUUUGCCGUUCGUCUUUGUGAAGAAGUACGAAAAGCAUGGGGAAGAGCAUCAGUCGAUAAUAAGAUCAUCUUUAACCUUCCAGCAACAGUCGAGAUUGGGCCUCCAAAUCAUUACGCUGAUCAGAUUGAAUAUUUCUGCACACAUAUUUCCAAACGUGAGGAAAUCAUCAUCUCUCUGCAUCCCCACAACGAUCGUGGAUGUGCUGUAGCAGCGGCUGAAUUAGGGUGCUUGGCCGGUGGAGAUCGUAUCGAAGGAUGCGUGUUGGGUAACGGAGAACGUACAGGUAAUGUCGAUCUAGUCACCUUGGCUCUCAAUCAAUUCACACAAGGCAUUAAACCCGGACCGAUUGAUCUAAGUGAUCUGCAAUCUGUUGUUGAUGUCGUUACAAGCUGCAAUGACUUGCCUGUCCAUCCUCGUCAUCCUUAUGCCGGUGAAUUGGUCUUCACAGCCUUCAGCGGGUCCCAUCAAGAUGCUAUCAAGAAAGGUUUCGCAGCACAGGAGAAACGCAAAGAAGAGGGAAACCCAGUUUGGGACGUCCCUUAUCUGCCAGUCGAUCCAGCCGACCUUGGUGCAACAUACGAAGCUGUGAUCCGUGUCAACAGUCAAAGUGGAAAAGGUGGUGUGGCUUAUUUGGUGGCCCAAAGUCUUGCACUCGAUUUGCCUCGUCGUAUGCAAAUCGCAUUUUAUCAAGUUGUACAAGAAGUCGCUGAUCGUACAGGUAAGGAAAUGACGAUUGAUGAUAUUACCAACAUCUUUACAAGUACAUACCACGUUCCAAGCUUGACGACCGGAAAGAAUGAAGGUAAAUACGUUUUGCGCUCUUUCCGCAUGUCUGACGAUCUACCACAAACACCAAACAGCGCGAAUGGCUUGCAGCAUAGCAUCAGCUCACUAUCGUCAAACCGAUCGAACGAAGAUCCUGGAGCAGAAACACCACGUUACGUUCGCUUGGAUGCGGUUGUUUUGUGUGCCGGCAAAUCUCACGAGAUUUCUGGACGUGGAAAUGGUCCUUUGAGUGCAAUGUUGGAUGCUUUGGAAAGUGCAUUCGGUAUCUCUGCAAAUGUUCGUGAAUACAAUGAACAUGCUAUCGACAGAGCAGGAAUUAUUGCUCCUGCUUCGCAAAAAGCUAGCAAAGAAAAAACAAGAAGUCAAGCUGCUUCUUAUGUCGAAUUGGUCGGUGCAGAAGAAAACAAAGCAAAUCAAAAUGGUGGUACGGUACGCAAAGAAGGAUGGUGGGGUGUGGGUAUCGAUGUGGACAUUACUGCUUCAAGUUUGAAAGCUAUUUUGAGUGCUCUUGCCAAUCUUGAAGCUGGUAAAGCUGUUUUCGAUCAAGCACAAGCUGCAGUUCAGUAA
Messenger RNA from Meira miltonrushii, 1917 nucleotides. RefSeq names its product putative LEU4-2-isopropylmalalate synthase. Gene Ontology annotation, molecular function: 2-isopropylmalate synthase activity. The record is from RefSeq and is a predicted model, not a curated record. NCBI's taxonomy places the organism in Eukaryota, Fungi, Basidiomycota, Exobasidiomycetes, Exobasidiales, Brachybasidiaceae. Gene Ontology annotation, cellular component: mitochondrion. The transcript has a single exon. The coding region runs from base 1 to 1917 and encodes 638 amino acids. Gene Ontology annotation, biological process: L-leucine biosynthetic process.